Messenger RNA from Rhagoletis pomonella (apple maggot), 1620 nucleotides. It is a transcript of the gene Cpes, whose product is annotated as ceramide phosphoethanolamine synthase. The record is from RefSeq and is a predicted model, not a curated record. Bases 321 to 1433 code for a protein of 370 amino acids. The transcript has 2 exons. Lineage: Eukaryota; Metazoa; Arthropoda; Insecta; Diptera; Tephritidae.
AUUAAUUAAGAGUGAAGUCCAUUUGUCGUAUUUGUCAACAUUUUUAAUAAAGUUAGGCGUACACGAAAAAUUACUAUUUAUAUUGGAGUAUUAUGGUUUCACUGCAAUUGAAACCGAAUUUUCUCGCCCCAGAUUCACAUUUCAACCAUAUUUGCUCGAUCACACAACUGUUGUGACAUGAACGUUUAUUUGCAAUGCUAAUCGGAGCAAUUCAAUAGAAACAAAAAAUUGUGAAGACAUAACGCGAGAAAUAAACUAAUUUUAAUUUUAUUUUAAUCACAUAACAAACAAACCCACCAAAACACACAAUCGACGGCAAAAUGGUGGGUCCAAGCUCCCAAGUUAGUAAAGCGCUACUUUGCCUUCUGUUCCUGUUAUUGGCAUUUUAUAUUUUUAUGGACAUUCAAUUAUAUUUACGUAUAAAAAAUUAUCCAAUCGAACGAGAUUACCACUUGAACAUAACAACACUAAUAACAAAUAAUGUACUGGGUGGUGUAGCAACAACAGAUUUGACAGUAAUCAAAUCAGUCGGUUAUUACGAGCAACACCAAUGGGUAUCUUGUGAUGUAAAUCCACUUUGCCAUGUGACUGUAAAAGCUGUGCUCCUCGAUCAUACAAAUCAUUAUCUUUUUGCACCGCUAGCUACCAUAUUCGACAAUGUCGUUGGCAUUUCGCGCACCACAUUCAUCACAGCAAACAUGAUAUCUUUCUUCCAUGUGGGAGUGGCAUGCAUUGCAGGAAAGAUGGUUUCAUCCGACAGUUUGGGCUAUCGCCGAUUGGGUGUGGUACUCUUCCAAUUCCGCACAUUCCUUGAUGACUUGGAUGGCCAUGUGGCUCGUGCCAAGAAGCAUAUACAUGGAGAACGUUCGGAAGUUGGAACAUCCGGUUAUUAUAUUGAUGGCCUUUGCGACGGUUUGGGUUGUAUUGCACUACUUUUAGGUAUUUUCUUUUAUCUAAAAAAUAAUCCGCCACGUCGGGGUUACUCUCAAAUACCAAUGAGUGAAUCAAAACUACCUGAACCAGUGACGAGACCCAAAAUGAAAUCUAUGACACCGAAAAUUGUCAAGAAAGUUUUAAGCUUCACAGGGCAGCUGCUUGUUAGCUCGACUGCUUGGAAUCGCUACAUCGCCGUAUACCAAGACAUGUUGGAGCGUAACGACGUAAAGCCAACGCAAUUUAUUCGUCAAAAUAUCACAUUCAAGUCGGCAUGGUUCUUGUGUGUGGCUUGGAUGUGGCGCAUAGUAAACGUACAUUCUUUGCUUCAUCUUGUGUUAUUAAGUAUAUUCUGCGAUAAAUUGUGGGACUUCUUAAAGGCCAUACAAUAUGUCGGUUACAUCAUAUUAAUAAUUGUAAUUUGUAUCAGUGAAAUGCAUGUUAUUGAGGCUCAUAAUUUCAUUUUUAACACUAUUGCUGGUAAUAACACAUCGUUCUGAUUUCUAAAUGUCGUGUUGUAUAAAAUGUGAACUGUUACUAAAUCCGAAAUAUUUUAUGUAAAAUUUAAUACUUUAUAUACAAAACUCACAAUUCAACAUAACAUACAUAUGUAUAUUGCAAAAAAAGUAAACGAAGAACAAAUUUGAUUUUUAAAUAAAAGCUAAAUAAGUUAUAUAUUUGUGUAAG